Periconia digitata is the source of this 2014-nucleotide messenger RNA. The record is from the annotation of a GenBank genome assembly. Lineage: Eukaryota; Fungi; Ascomycota; Dothideomycetes; Pleosporales; Periconiaceae.
CCGCCGUGGGCUCCUCCCCGAACCUUCUCUGCGUGCGCGUGCUCGCGUUACCGUGUCUCAUUCGUCGGAGCACUGCAAUGUGCGUGUAUUCGUCGGCCUGGAAGCGACGUAUUACGAGGCCGCAGAUGGUCAGCAUGCCUGCACGCCCUCUUUGGUACCUUAUGUAACCCUAAAUAUAUAGAUGGAGCUGGCCUCCCCAUUUCUAUCCUCCCGUCUUGGCCCGACAUCUCCCCUCAACUCUUGUCCCCUCUUGUCACGCAGAACCAAGCAUUGGCAAAGGCUUAGCUAGCUACGUCUCAUCGCCAUGGCCAACAACAGAACCGCCGGCGGGAACAACGCCUUCCACAACUUCAACAACGACUUUGCCCACAUCGAGGACCCCAACGAGCGUCGUCGCCUGGCCCUGGCCGAGAUUGACAAGGCCCCCUUUGGCUGGUACCAUGUGCGAGCCAUUCUGGUCGCCGGUACUGGCUUCUUCACCGACAGCUAUGACAUCUUCUGUGUGUCUCUGCUGACCAUCAUGCUGGGCAUCGUCUACAAGCACGACAAUGCCGGCGCUCUCACCACCCAGCAAGACACCGCCAUCAAACUGUCCACUUCGGCCGGAACCGUCAUCGGCCAGGUCGGCUUCGGUGCCCUCGCUGACAUUGUCGGUCGCAAGAAGAUGUACGGCCUCGAGCUCAUCCUCAUCAUCGUCGCCACCCUCGCCCAGGCCUUGAGUGGUCCUGGCCCAGGCACCUCCAUUGUCGGUCUCAUCAUCUUUUGGCGCGUGUUGAUGGGUAUUGGAAUCGGUGGUGAUUAUCCACUCUCCAGUAUCAUCACGUCCGAAUUCGCCACUACAAAAUGGCGGGGCGCGAUGAUGGGCGCCGUCUUCUCCAUGCAAGGUUUCGGCCAGCUCGGCGGUGCAUUGGUCAUGCUGAUCCUCACUGCCGGCUUCAAGGGAUCACUCGAGGGCGCCAAAAACUACCAAUCGUGCACCGGGCACUGUGCCGUCUCCGUAGACAAGAUGUGGAGGACGUUGAUCGGCAUGGGUAUCGUCCCCGCUGCUAUCGCCCUCUACUACCGACUCACCAUCCCCGAGACCCCGCGCUACACUUUCGACGUCGCUCGUGAUGUGGAACAAGCCAACGCCGAUGUUGCUACCUACAUUUCCGGAAAGAAAGGAGAAGGCUCCCCUGACGAGAUCCAAGCCGCCGCCGCCCGCCAAGCUUCGGUCCAGAACCUCGAGGUCCCCAAGGCUUCUUGGUCCGACUUCUUCCGCUUCUACGGCAAGCUCAGCAACGGCAAAAUCCUCUUCGGAACAGCCAUGUCCUGGCUUCUUCUCGACGUGGCCUUCUACGGCCUCGGCUUAAAUGCAUCCACCGUUCUCGACGCUAUAGGCUACGGCGACGGCCCCAACGUCUACCAUAAACUCUUCAACCUCGCCGCCGGAAACUGCAUCCUCGUCUGCGCCGGCGCCAUCCCCGGCUACUGGCUCGCCGUCGCAACCAUCGACACCGUCGGCCGCAAGCCCCUCCAGCUCAUCGGCUUCACCAUGCUCACCAUUCUCUUCAUCAUCUGGGGCUUCGCCUACAAGCAGGUCGGCUCCCACGGCGCCCUCGCCAUCUACAUUCUCAUCCAGCUCUUCUUCAACUGGGGCCCCAACACCACCACCUUCAUCGUCCCCGGCGAAUGCUUCCCCACGCGCUACCGCUCCACCUCCCACGGCAUCUCCGCCGCCUCGGGCAAAAUCGGAUCCAUCAUCGCCCAGGGCGCCAUCGCGCCCCUCCGCACCCGCGGCUUCGUCCCCGGCUCCAAAGACAAAAGUCCCUGGCUCAACCACGUCAUGCAGAUCUUCUCGGCGUUUAUGUUUGCGGGCAUCUUCACUACGCUGCUGAUUCCCGAGACGAAGCGCAGGACCCUCGAGGAUCUCGCUCAGGAUUGGGAUAUGGGUGGUGAGAGCAUCACCGGUGGUGCGCCGGUGAGGACUAAAGCCGGUGAUGAGGCGAGCGAGGAGGGACCUAAGACGCAGUGA